GAGGAAACACGCUGGAAAAUCUGACGAUUUGACGCGCGCGUAAUGAUUGGCGUUUUCUCGUCUGAGCCCUAAAUCCUCGUAUUUCACUUUCCCUCCGUAGCUCCGAAGCUUUUCUUCUGCCAGGGGUGUUCGUCGGAGAAGCAUUAGCGAUGGCGAGGAGUUGCAGGAUUUACUACACCGCAAGAACAGCCGUAUUAUUAUUUUUCUUUUUGAUCCUGUUCGCAUCGAUUGCUCAUUCUUACCGGUCUGGAGAUAUCGUUCCCAUGAGCAAGAUGGGUCAAUACCAUGCGUCCAGAACUCCUUGGCAUGAUGUGAUCGGUCGCCAUUGCCCAAUCUUCGGUGUGAAUCGUGAGGUAUUGAUGCCCAUAGCGAAGCCUACAGGUUACACUGGUGCUGAUCCCUAUAAAAUAUCAUUUCAAGUCGGAAGGGAGAAGUUCCUUAUUCCAUGGCUUUUUGUAAUUAAUCGGAAGAGCGCAGAAGUCCCAAUGAUUGACGUCCAUCUGAGGUAUUCAGGGGGCGAUAUACUUGGCGUCACGGCUAAAGUUGUGGACAUGCCCCAUCAUUAUAUUGAAAUUCAUCCACAGAUACGUAAGCAGUUCUGGGAUCCGCAACAUUGGCCUAAACAUGUGCUUCUCAGAUAUACAUG
Messenger RNA from Macadamia integrifolia, 646 nucleotides. RefSeq lists its product as uncharacterized. NCBI's taxonomy places the organism in Eukaryota, Viridiplantae, Streptophyta, Magnoliopsida, Proteales, Proteaceae. The record is from RefSeq and is a predicted model, not a curated record.